Molecule: messenger RNA, 1290 nt
Organism: Pocillopora verrucosa
Lineage: Eukaryota; Metazoa; Cnidaria; Anthozoa; Scleractinia; Pocilloporidae
Product: m-AAA protease-interacting protein 1, mitochondrial-like
Biological process (GO): protein insertion into mitochondrial inner membrane from matrix
Cellular component (GO): mitochondrial inner membrane
Molecular function (GO): ribosome binding
Source: RefSeq, a predicted model, not a curated record
UCGAGCUGAAAACCUAGCCUGUUCUUCUGCAAAGAUGGCGGCUCAAACGUGCCUUAGACGAAUUCAUUUCACAAUCCAAAAACUUCCCUUUAAUGAGGUUUACUUGCGGUCUAGAGCAUUAGCUUCGAGCUUUGAAACCAGUUCUUUGAUUCUAAGACCACCAUCUGCUUAUUCUUUGCGUAUAACAAGAACAAUGUGCUCCAAAAGAGGUAAAGGCUUUUCUGGCGAUGAAGAUGGAAAUGGAGACCGUGAUGAAGUCCACACGAAGGUAAAACCUGUUGUAGUAUCCCUCAAUCAGGGACCUUUUGGUUGGAUUGCAAAUAAUUUGAAGCUGUUCUUGCUAAAGAGCAUAGUGGAUACAGAAUUCGAUGAAAAGGAAUUUCUCCGGGGCGCCAAGCAAGCUCUGUGUGUAGUCUCUCAGCUAUUGAACAAAGAACAAUACAGCCAGUUGCAGGAGAUAGUAUCUAAUGAACUACUAGAGUCAUUGAUGAGUAUGAAAGAUGAUAAACCAAUUAAGGAAGUGGUUUCGUUGAAAGAGAUUUUAUCGGCGAAUAUACAGAAAGUAAAAUUCAGAUUCGAAGCGGAUGAAACUACUUUAAGUUCUGGCGAGGGACAUUUUGAGGUGAACAUAACAGUUGCCUUUGUGUGCACAAGGGGCAAUGGAAAGGGAGCGUUUCAAAGGCAGCUUGGAAAUGUCAAGAUAAUUGACUUAGAUAUUCCUAAGAUAGUGUAUUUAACUUUUAGAAAACGUCAUACGCUUAGUAACGCUACUGGUUGGCAGGUGAUAAGUAUUUACUAUAUCUGACCCUUAAUGUGGAUUAGAGAUUUGACUAUAUUGUUACUUCACAGAACACACUAAUGUAAAGCAAUACUUGUGAAUAAUGAAUAUGAAAGCAAUUUUUUCCAUGAUUAACACUACUUCUAGUGAUAAUAAGUAGUGUUUAUUACUGCAAUGAUCACUCUCAUAUUCAUUUCUUAACCCGCAGUUCACGUAUAUAAUUUUUUUAUAUAUUUAUAGUCAUUUACUCAAGAAUAGUGAUGUAAAUUGGUUAAUACUUUUAUUAUUAAAACAUUUGUGCAUUUGAAGCAUUAAAAGUAGCAAAACAUGAGAAUUUAGAGCACUCUCCCCUUGUUUUUUACCCAAGAGACAAUCACUACCAUCUUUGAGAGAUAAAAUUCCAUAUAAAGCCCUUUAAAAUCUUAUUAGAACAAACUGUACCAGUAGAUUACUUCCUAAAAGUCUCAGUUCUUAGUAAAGUGGACAUAGUGACUCUUCUGUUAGUUGCAUAG